Molecule: messenger RNA, 3607 nt
Organism: Linum trigynum
Lineage: Eukaryota; Viridiplantae; Streptophyta; Magnoliopsida; Malpighiales; Linaceae
Source: the annotation of a GenBank genome assembly
AAAUUUAUGUCUUCUCACCGUUAACUGGGUUUGGAAAUGACAAAAAGACCCAGUUUAAUUCUGAAAUUCGACUUUAAUUUUUAAGGGGUUAUUACGGGGUGUAUUAUGAAGUGGAUUAAGGAUAGGAAAAAGGAGCCCGUAACCCUUCAAGUCCCGUUCCGUUUUCCCCUUCGCACCGUUCAGCAGUCGCCCGUCGUCCACCAUCUCGCCCGACGCCAUCUUCUCCUGGCCCGCCGUCGACCAUCUCGCCCGACGCUAUCUACUCCUCGAGCGCCGUUGGCGGCAGCUGGCAGCCACUACUUCUUCGGUAGUCUUCAUCUUCUCAAGCGUCCACCAUUUCUUCGGCUGACAUCAUCUUCUCCUGGGCGAAAUCCAGUGCUUCUGAAUGAUGAUUAUUGGGAAGAAGAUGCCAUGACCUACAAUUCAUUUAAUUAGGCGGAAUCCAACUUCAAAAUGAGAAACCCAAAACACCAAAUUGAGGAAUGCUACUGGAAUGCAUGCUAAAAAGGCCCGUCCCAUUAAUUCAUAGCAACCUGAACAAACUUAAAUUUAGGGUUCGAGAAAUUUCAGAAUAAACAUAACAUAGCUAGAAUGGGGGAGAAAGAAGGACCUAUUUGAUUUCUCUUUUGUGGAAUAGAGAAGGUCGAGUGCGAAGAAGCAGCAGGACGAGGAAGAAGCAGGGUUGGCUGACUCGGUCCCUGCGGAGGGAGAUGGUGGUCUGACGGCGAAGGAAGAAGGUGGUCCGGCGGAGGGAUUACUUGUUCCGAGAAGAACGUCCGCCGGAGGGAGAAGGAUUUUUUCCUCGACAUUCGCUGGAAGGAGGCUCCAACUGUGCUGUCAGUGAGAGAAGAAGAGUCGAAGGUGUUUGACAGUGGGAAAAUGAAGACUUUGGUAGUAGAAAGGCACGAUGAAACACAGGGUGUUCUGGUCAUUUCCAAACCCAAUUAACGGUGAGAAAACGGAAAUUUCAACAAAAGGGCAUUUUUGUUACGUCGUAAUAGUACAGGGCAUGUUUGUGCAAAAUCAUAGUACAAGGGCACGUUUGUUGUCUCGCAAUAGUACAGGGGCAGAAAAUGCUAUUAACCCUAAUUAUAACUAGAUAAUUCUUAUUAUGGUUAGUAGUCUUUUAGUAGAAUUAGGUUUAUUAGUAGGGUUUCCCAUUAUUCUUUAUAAAUAUGUACUUUGUGAUUCAUUAGUAAUUAGUUAAUAAGAAUAUUAAGAAAAUCUCCUAAUCCCUAAUCUCUCCCUAUCAUCUCAAUUCUCGAUCUCUAUCCCUUUAAGGCCUCGGCCGAUUCUUUUCUUUCUUUCUUCCCCAAAUUCCAAUCUCAAUCCUUAAUUCUGUUCGUAUAAACCCUAAUCCCCAAAUAUCAAUUUCGUUAGGAACUUUGUUUCUAACACAUAUCAAGGGGAUCUUCUCCAACGUAGAUCCAUAUUUGAAACUUCCCUCACAAUCGUAAGUAAGUAAUAUAGCUUUCUUUCAUUCAAUUUUCCCCUAUUUCCCACUUUUAGACCAUCCACUAUGGUUGGGUGGGAAAUUUGGGUGGGUUGAGGGGGAAAUUUGGGUUUGAGGGUGGGAAACCCAACAAUGGGUUGGAAGGAAAAAGAGGAAAAAGUGGGAGAUGUGUUUUUUGAUAAAUCUGAUUUAGUGUUGAUUUUGUCACUUUAGUUAAAUAAUUUGAUUGUUCUUUAUAUAUAGGUAGUAAUAAUUAAUUAAGAUGAACAUUGUGAUAUAAUUUUUUGUUUAAUUUGAACAUAUUUUUUUAGUCAUUAAUUAAAUAUGGUCGUUUAUGGCUGUUGAAAAAUAUAAACAUUGUAAAAUAUGUCCGUUGGAAUUCAAUUAUUAUCGUUAGAUAGCAUUGAAAACGAUAUACGGUCUAAAAAACCCAAACUAAAACGAAAAAAGAAAAGCUAAAAGUAAAAAACAACUUUGGCACGCGGGUCCCGCCAGCCCACUCCCCCUCCUCCUUCCCCCCUCCUUUUGUCCUGUUGUGAGGAAAAACCCUCCCAAACCCACCCAAAAGUCCUUCUCCCCCCCUUUUAACCCCCCAUUGUGAGCCUCCAUUUGCAAAAGACCAUUUUUUUGCUUCUUCCCACCUCCCAUAGUAUUAGUGGGUGGUCUUAGCCUCUUCUCUCUUUGUUCAUUUAUCGUUCUAUCUAGUGACAACAAUUUUUUGUCAGUGGUGCACCUGCCACUGCCAAUCAAACUCGAUAGAGACUUUCUCUCUGUUGCGCUCCAUUUUCCCAUUUAUCGAUCUGGGUGAGACCUUUGAGAUGAAGCCACCGUAACACAAGUCAACGUUAUUGAGUAAUCUGUUUGCUUAGGAGAAUCCUGAAGGAAAGUCGCCACGAUAUAUUCUUUGUUAGAAACCCAAUUAUUGGGUUAAUUCGGUAUUUGGACUUGUUUGUCGUUUUAUUUAUGUUUGGGAAACAUGGGGUAUUACUUAUGGGUUUUUGGGUGCAUUUGCGGAUUAUUCGGAUUAAUCGGGUCAGGGGUAAUAGUUGGGGUAGCUAGCGGGAAUUAUUCAGGUUAUAUAUUCUGUAAUUAGUGGGUGAUUACUCAUUAAGCAAAUAAUAACAGAAUUUCCCUAAACCCAAAACCCCUCUCCUCUCUCCCUACACUCGGCCAAACUCUCUCUCUCUCUCUCUCUCUCUCUUUCUCUCUCUCUCUCAACUUCCCUCUUUCCUUCGUCGGCCACCCUGGCCGCCGAUCCCCUUCAUCCUCUCUUUCCCAAUUCUCGUUCCUACCACCAAUCACCCUCUUCAAUUCCCCUAAAUCCCUAAUCUCUAUCAAUCCCUAAUCUCUAUACCCUGUCAGGAAACUGGUAGGAAAGAAUCGGGUUGAAGGCGUGAUUAAUCACUCUCCUUAGAGUGUUAUUUGCCCCACUACAAAUUGCUGGUAGGCUCGAGAAAACCACCCCCAGGAGUCCCUUCAAUUUUAAGUCUGGAAGCAGCAAUCUUGCAGACUUCUGUGUUUAUGAAAUAGAGAGGAAAACGAGAAGAAGAAGUAAUCUCUCAUCAUUAAAAGAUUUAUGGUAGUCAUCUAUUUAUAGUUGUGAAAACUGGAAGUUACCUUCCGAAGAGUCACAUCCCUUCAUAGAAAAAGUAGUUACCUUUAUGGAAGGACACUUCUUUUCACAAUAUUCAAACGUUAAUUAAUUAAUAAAAUUAAUUAAUUAAUUAAAUUGCCAAAAGACUCCAUCUUUAUAAUUUACUUCUCCCAUCAAUGUCGUAUUACAACUCUAUUGACUAACUCUAACAAUCCCCCACUUAGUCAACAAGAGUUGAGAAUAUAUGCCUCGAACAAGUAACGCAUACAUAAAGGUAUCUUUUCGAUUUGAACCUUUACCUAGUGUAAGCAACUCAAAGUUGAUAAUGAAUCAGUGACGAGCUUAAGCCUAGGAGUCACGAUCCAAAGCUAUAACCGGAGAUGCCACACACGUACUUGUCUCUUCUCUAAACCACAACCACCAACUAGGGUAGCACUAUUAUGGCCAUGUGCUGAUCCUGUUUCAUGAGCAUAUACAAAAGUUGACCUCUACUUUUGUUCGAGCGGCAUCACUCUAAAUGCUCACAUAGGUGAUAUUCCAAAUGAAUUCAUUAAGAGUUC